Messenger RNA from Acinonyx jubatus (cheetah), 2941 nucleotides. It is a transcript of the gene RAB14, whose product is annotated as RAB14, member RAS oncogene family. Bases 143 to 790 code for a protein of 215 amino acids. The record is from RefSeq and is a predicted model, not a curated record. The transcript is spliced from 8 exons. Gene Ontology annotation, molecular function: GTPase activity; GTP binding. Lineage: Eukaryota; Metazoa; Chordata; Mammalia; Carnivora; Felidae. Gene Ontology annotation, cellular component: trans-Golgi network; Golgi apparatus; phagocytic vesicle. Gene Ontology annotation, biological process: defense response to bacterium; endocytic recycling; Golgi to endosome transport.
CCUCGGCCAGCCCGCUAGCUGCCGGGGCCUCGGCCGAUCGCCCCUGCCCCUCUCCAGCUGCGCCCGCACUCCUCUUCAUCGUCCUGACGCCCCCCUCCCGCCCGGAAAGCUGCCCAGCCACCAGCAACCCCCCAGUGCCACCAUGGCAACUGCACCAUACAACUACUCUUACAUCUUUAAAUAUAUUAUUAUCGGGGACAUGGGAGUAGGAAAAUCUUGCUUACUUCAUCAAUUUACAGAAAAAAAAUUUAUGGCUGAUUGUCCUCACACAAUUGGUGUUGAAUUUGGUACAAGAAUAAUUGAAGUUAGUGGCCAAAAAAUCAAACUGCAGAUUUGGGAUACAGCAGGACAGGAGAGGUUUAGGGCUGUUACACGGAGCUACUACAGAGGAGCUGCGGGAGCGCUUAUGGUGUAUGAUAUCACUAGAAGAAGUACAUAUAACCACUUAAGCAGCUGGUUGACAGAUGCAAGGAAUCUCACCAAUCCAAAUACUGUAAUAAUUCUCAUAGGAAAUAAAGCAGAUUUGGAGGCCCAGAGAGAUGUAACAUAUGAAGAAGCCAAACAGUUUGCUGAAGAAAAUGGCUUAUUGUUCCUUGAAGCAAGUGCAAAAACGGGAGAGAAUGUAGAAGAUGCUUUCCUUGAAGCUGCCAAGAAAAUCUAUCAGAACAUUCAGGAUGGAAGCCUGGAUCUGAAUGCUGCUGAGUCCGGUGUACAACACAAACCUUCAGCCCCACAGGGAGGCCGGCUAACCAGUGAACCCCAACCCCAGAGAGAAGGCUGCGGCUGCUAGUGACCUCUUUGCCGUAGCUCCCGUGUGACCUUUCACCUGUCUGUUGGAAGCAGUACUUUUUACUGCCUCAUUGUCUUCUGUACAUCUUACUGGGUUUAAUUAAAAAAAAAAAAAAAAAAGGAAAAAACAACUCUGUUGUAAAAACAGUUUAACACAAUACUAAACUGCUAAACAACUAGGUGUAAUCAGGUUAUCAAAGGCAAGUAGAGUAAUAAAUCUCUCCUGCAUGGUAAAUCUAGACUUUUUUUUCCCCCUUGAUCGUCCUCGUGAUAGGUAUGUCACCAGUACAUGAUUUAAACUGAGCACUGAUGCUGGACUUAAAUGAUUUUUAUCCUUCCCUCUUUUUGGCAAGGCUUUGUCUUACUGUAUGGUUUAAUUUGAUGGUAUCUUAAGCCUUUCUCCCCAUCUUUAACUGUUCAAGUAUGUCUGUUGUAACCAGUAAGUUUAUUGCUGUGAAAUGACUUCUGAUGAUAGAGAAUGGGCUCUAUAACUGCUUUUGUUUUGUUUUCGUUGGAUAAAUUUUCUGUCGUGUGGGUGGCAUUUUUCUCGUGGAGGUUUGCUUCUGUCUUAGCCUUGCACAGGGAAAUAUCCACUUAUCUUUUCUCGUGCUUAAUUAAUAGCUUUAUCUUUUUUUUUUUUACACCAUUUUAUCCUUUUCUCUUUAGCAGAAAGUAAAUAUGUAUAAAAUUUGAAGGAACCGAACUAACAAUACAUUCUGUGUAUAUUAUUUUAAUGAAGAAAAUAAAUUGAUUACUGGCAUUGGAACAGUAUAAAAUACCAGUUUGUACAGUAUGACCUAUAUGUGACCAUGUUACUCCCUUCCAUUUCACACAAGGAAAUAGACACAACUGCAGUUCACAGGUAAUACUGGCUUCACCCUCUGGUGCUGGCAGUGUUUGGGGACACAAUGCUGGAAGGAGCUCCUAGCACGAGAGGAUUAACACUAGCAGAUUCUGUUCCAUCUUUGCACCGUGGCUUACCUGCUGAUUUUCUUAACUGUUCUUGUGCAAUCGACAAUGUGCUAACCUGCUUUUCUCUUUGUAAACGUUUUGCAUUACAGGCUGCAUUUCUUGCCUUACUGUAUAGAAAAAGAAAAAAGGCUGGGUUUAUUAUUGCACAUUUUAAGCUUUUAUACCUUUAUCUUCUUGGAAUGGUGAGAUUGUGGACCGGACAGUCAGAACCGCAGGUCUGCUGUUAAGGGAUUUUAAAUUGUGCAUUUUUAACACUACAGUGAGAUAAUUUAAGGUAUCCCUUGUGUUCUUAGUAUAAGGGGCUAUUUUAUGUCAUGGGGGCAUAAAUUGUUUUGUAAAAGGGAAAGUGUUUCUAACGGUGUCUCAGUGUUUGCACCAGUGUUUGCACCGAUCCGAUCCGAAGUAAGUUAUUACUUUGCACUGGGUGGUUUGGCCACUGAAAGAAUACAGUGUUGCAAGGGAAACGAUCUCUUUGGACAACAAACUUCUGUUUCACCAGGUUCUUUACUUCUUUUGAUUGAUUUCUGAUGGAGUUUAUGGUUCAGACUGAGAAUUGAGGUUAUUUGAAGUAGGAUAGGUAAACCUUAGUGUAUUAUCUAAGAUCACUCAGCUCACCUGCUGUGUUUAAAAUACACAUUUUAAAUCCCUCUUUACAGACACUAAAGUAAAAAUAAAAAAUAUGACUUUCUGGGUUGUAAACAUGUGGUAGUACUGGAGUAUUGUAUAGUCAAUGUUAAAUAAAAGCCAAAACUGGAAUGUGCAGAAAAUAGGAUUGGGUUAAUUUGUGGACUCAUCUUUAUUUUUGUCUUCGUUGAACUUUUUUAAAAACAAGAUUCCUGGAGUAGAUUGGUAUAUUCUGUUAAAGACCUAAAAGUGACCCAUUUUGCUUACCCUGUUGCUUCACAAGGGACUUGCCCAGGGACCAUGACCUGCUGGUGUGUGUAUAUAUUUUCAAAAACAAAACCAACCAACCACCCAUUGGGAUAUAAGGUAGCAAUCACAAACUAAAGACUGUGGCUUGUUUAGGUGCAAUACCCUGAUUCCCAAAGUUCGUUACAGUGGGUCUUAUUGUUUUUGUGACAGGAUUUAUUCAGACUGCUGUACUCUUCAUUUGAUGUAACAAAAUGCUAUUAAUCUAAAUAUUUGUAAAUAAAGUACCUGUAUCUAGAUUAAAUUAAAA